Prorocentrum cordatum is the source of this 4041-nucleotide messenger RNA. NCBI's taxonomy places the organism in Eukaryota, Dinophyceae, Prorocentrales, Prorocentraceae. The record is from the annotation of a GenBank genome assembly.
AUGCCGAGAUGCGCCCAUCGGGAUCAGACACGUCAGGGGUCCAACCAUUUCGUGGACCUGAUCAAGUGCAGGGACUGUGGGGAGAUCCUGUUCAAGCACCACUUCGCGAAGACGAGCGACCAGAUGCUCCUCCAGUGUGUGCGCUCCAUACAGUGCAUCAACCGCCUGGAGACCACGGGCACGGCCCAGCCCGCGUCGCCCAUGGUAAACCAGUCGAGCUCCUCGGACAGCGAGGCCAUGACGGCGACAACGGCGCCUACGUCAAGGCCUCCACCGAGCCCUCCAGGGGCUCCCAAGAAGCUGCCCGAGCGCCUGUCGGCCGAGGUGAUUCGGAAGCUCACGGACACGGAGGUGCAGCAGAUCAUCGAGAGCGAGAGGAUCAAGAUCCGCCUGGAGGAGCAGCAGCGCCUCGCGCAGGAGAUCCUCCAGAAGGGCCUCAUCGAUACGCCGACGGACCAGCCGGAGGCGGACGACAGGACCAGGCCGAGCAAGAGGCAGGGCGUCGGCCAGAUGCCCAAGGCCGAGAAUGCCGAGGCCAGAGGAUCUGCCGACCCCGUCGGGAAUUCCGAGGCCAGCCGGAGACUUUCAUCUCGUGUGAAGAGCUGUGUACUUGGAGCGCUGAUCGCGGCGACGACAGCUCUGGGAAAGAUGCCGGGCACCGCCUGGGAGGCAGCCGAGACCUAUGGUAGGCUGGACCUCGCAGAAGUGGCCUGCGUGUCCGACUCCAGGCUCACGCACGCGAUGAUCGAGCAAGGAGGCAAGGCCGAGAGAUUCAGCAACUGGAACGGGUAUGACUUUUCCACCAGGUCUGGUGCAGAGAAGCUCGUGAAGGCGCUGCGGGUCAAGAGGCCUCGAAGAGUUUGGUUUUCCCCACCGUGCGGAGCAGAGUGCCCAUGGCAGAAUCUGAACCCCGUAACGGCGGAGUCAGAGAAGAAGCUGAUCAAUACCAGACGUAUCCAGAGGAACGUCAAAUGGGCUAUCGGUCAGCUGCUGAACGAGGGUUUCUGUGACAUAUACCUCGAGCAGUCAGGACGCUGCAGGUCUUGGACAGGCAACUUCAAGGAGCUCAAGGAGUCCAUGCACGGCUGCAGGAUUCACGGGUGCAUGUAUGAUAUGAGAGACGAGCAGAACGGUCUCCUCAUACGCAAGGACUGGCACAUCGCGACCACCGACCCGCAGUUCGAGAAGAAAGUUGGGAGGAUCUGUCCAGACCUACAUCUGCAUAUGCCGCUGGAGGGCGGCACGAGAGUGGCUCUCUCAGCGAAUUAUCCCGUGAACAUGUGCAGGAGGAUCGCCCAGCACUUCAUGACCAGGGCCACCUCGGACGAGGCCCUCGCCUAUCUGGUGCAGGCCCACAACGAGCUGGACGACGAACUGUGCGCAGCGGGCUACAGGCGAUUGCGGGAGAAGCGCCCACAGCUCCUGAAGGUCAAGGAGAAAGAGCAGGUGGACCAGUGCCAGCUCCUGAUCCUGACGACCCUGGAGAUGCUCAAGGUCAAGAGCAGUCGGUCUCGCAAGGCGGACCAGAAGCUCAUUGAUCUUUGCAGCCACUACGAGUGUCCGGGUGUCGAGGAGCAUUGUGGCAACACCACCGCGAAGGAGAUGAAGGAGGUAGUGCUGAAGGACUGGAUCCACCACUACGGCAAGCCGGAGGUCUUCAGGACAGAUCCCGAAGGUUGCUUCAGGCAGGUCGAGCAGCGCGCCUGGGUCUCGGGCAACGGCAUGGAGUGGAGACCAGAACCCGGAGAAGCUCACUGGCGAAUGGGAGUGAUCGAAAGAUGUAUCGAGACAAUCAAGGAGAUCGCCACUCGCCUCGCCUGGGAGCUACCAGAUGACACCGAGCCCGCGGACAUCUUUCGCUGGGCUUGCGUGGCCAACAACGACCUGAUGCGACACCAAGGCUACAGCCCGAUGAUGCUCAUGAUGGGCCGUACCCCGUCGGAGCAGGGCUUAGAGCAAGUGGAGAAUCCUUCAGUCCUGAGCGCAAAUGUGGUGGACAAGCAUUUUCAGGAGGUCACGCGCAUCAAGGCGGCUGCUUACAAGGCGUGCGUGGACCACUACCUGUCGGAGAAGACGAAGCGCGCUCUGCUGGCCAAGACGAGGCCGUUCAAGACAUGGGAGCCUGGUGAGAAGGCGCACUACUGGCGAGGUGCGAAAGGUAACAGCCACAAGACUCGGCCAGGUAUCGCUGGUCGAUUUCACGGUCCCGCCACUGUCUUGAUGCAGGAGCGCGAGAUGAAGAAUGGAGUUGCGGUGCGACGAGGAGUUGUCUGGCUUGUUGACGGUGACCGUCUUGUACGAGCAGCGGCCGCUCACCUCCGCACGACUACGAAAGCGGAGCAGACCCUGGAGAGCAUCUCCGCAGGGAGCUCCGACCACUUCAAGAAGAUUCUGCAGAAAGUACCGACACUUGUCAUGCCCGAGCUCGGUCGUGCCGAGCCCGAGUCUGAGAGCAGUGCGAGUUGGAUCUCACCCUGGGAGUAUGAUCAGCAGACGAAGGCUUCCGACCUGGUGGGUUUCGUGGGCGAGGACGAGCCGAACCUCGCGAUCAUGAUCGGCUUCGCGCUGGAGGAGUCGGAUGUGGAUCAACUCAGCCGGAGGCCUGACAAGGCCCUCGCUGCGAUGGUCAAGCAGAACAAGGUCGAGGUGAAGCUCAAGAACCUCACGGCAGAGGACCGUGAGAAGCUCCCGAUCGCGAAGGGUAACGAGAUCAAAUCUUUCCUCAAGUAUCGAGUUUGCGAGGCGGCCAGUCGUGCUGGAGUACACCCAGGUGCUCUGAUGAAGAUGAGAUGGGUCAUUACAAGGAAGGAGACUGGCGACCGCAAGGCUCGGUUGGUGGUUCUUGGCUUUACCGAUCCGGGUCUGGCCGUAGCCCACGUGGACGACUUCAUGAUCGCGAUUGACCAGCACUCGGACUUCGCAGUGGACGCCCUGCAGCAGCUCCAUCAAGCCUAUGAGUGGGGAAGCUGGGAGACCCAGGAUUUUGUUCAAUGCGGGACGCGUAUCCGACAAGAAUAUGAUGGACGCACAAAGUCGUGGGGCCGUAUCCAUCUGACCAUGAUUGACUACGCCCAGGAGCUCAUAGAGAUAGAUAUUCCCGCACAUCGACGUCGCGAUCCCGAGCAGCCGGCGACACCGUCAGAAGCUACCCGCCUGCGAGCUGCCUUUGGUCAGCUCGUGUGGUUAGCUACGCAGGGCGUGCCCCUCGUCGGGGCAGAACUGUCACUGCUGCUGGCAUACAGUAACUCCGCAACCGUGAAUACUCUCCUGCAGGCCAACAAGCUCAUCAGGCGCACCAAGUUCGAGGCGACCAAGGAGCUCAUCAUGGAGAAGCAUGCGACUCCGUGUGUGGUCGGCUAUUCGGACGCAGCCUGGAAUGUUCGACGGGAUGGUUCUUCACAAGGUGGUUUCUUGAUUUUUCUGACAGAUUAUACCUUGAUGCAGAACCGAGAGGCGCCGAUCUCUCUGCUGGCUUGGGCAUCUGCAAAGUUGCCGAGGGCGUGUAGGAGCUCGAGUGCGGCCGAAGUACAGGCCGCCAGUGAAGCUCAAGAGGAACUGGAGUUCUGCAGGCUGCUGCUGAGCGAGAUCCUGCUGGGACCAGCGCCUCUGAAGCAGUGGACUUCGAGCUGUGCGAAGAUUCCUGGUGCCCUGGUCCUGGACUGCCGCGGCGUGUUCGAUGCCCUGGAUCGGUCAGAGAGCAGCGCUCUCGGCAUGAAAGACAAGAGGAGCGCGCUGGAGGCCCUGGCCCUCAAGCGCGGCAUGGCCGCCACGUCGACAUCCCUGAGGUGGUGUCACAGCGGUGCGCAGCUGAGCGAUUGUAUGACCAAGAACUCGGAGAAGGCUCGUGCCAGCUACAACCUGUGGCUACAGCGAGGUACCUGGAAGCUGAUAUACGAUGCUAACUUCAUCUCCGAGAAGCAGAGGAGACAACGAGGACUGCAGACACGAGACCAGGCUACAUAUUUUGCAGUCGAUGACGAUGAUGCCUGGCAGUUGUACCCUGAGGAUUUGGAGAUCGAGGAGGAGGUAGAUAUUCCCCAG